Molecule: messenger RNA, 3020 nt
Organism: Scatophagus argus
Lineage: Eukaryota; Metazoa; Chordata; Actinopteri; Scatophagidae
Product: phospholipase ABHD3-like
Exons: 9
Coding region: 381-1598 (405 amino acids)
Biological process (GO): medium-chain fatty acid catabolic process; medium-chain fatty acid biosynthetic process
Molecular function (GO): monoacylglycerol lipase activity; acetylesterase activity
Source: RefSeq, a predicted model, not a curated record
CGCAUGCGUGGGACUUGACUUCCAUGUUUGUAGUGCGUGGUGAGGGUGGACUAUGGGGUGGACCACCACGGCGGACUUUGACGUUGGACGUCCCUCUUCCAAGUCCUCUUCGUCCUAUAGACAGGAAGUAGCUGCUCCUAAAGUAGAUGAUACCGGCUCUCUCUUCCUCAUCACCGUCAGCGCUAAUGGAAGGUGUCGGGGUAGAAGAGGCGACUGUAAAACAUCUUUAACGUUAGCUGGUGGUGAUGAAGGCAGGUUAACUCUGUCCGUCUGUCUGUCAGUCAGUUGUCUGUCCCGUUGUGUCGGUGAACCAGUUAGUUACGUUUACGUACCGUCAGCUACCAGGUUAGCUCUCUGUUCUACUUAGAUAAAACACAGCCAUGUUUCUUUCGUGUUUGGAGCUAUGGAGAACAUACUGGGAGUGUAUUUCCAGACCUUAUACGGUGUUCAUCUGCUCUCUCACGGCCGGAUUGUACUAUCUGAGGGGCCGUAAGUGUCAGACACCAGUCCUGGUUUCUAGCAAGGCUUUUGGUGCGUUCCUCCACAAGCACUGUCCUGUGGUGGCUGAGCACUUCAGUCCCACUCCGUGGUGCUGGGGAGGCCGGUUUCAAACACUGGUUUGUGCCCUCCUCAAGUCCCGCCCCCCCGUCGUUUAUCGCAAUGAGCUGAUCCGGACAGUUGAUGGUGGUCAGAUCUCUUUGGACUGGAUGGACAAUGAGGCCAGUGCCACCUACCCAGAAUCCUCUACCCGCCCCACAGUGCUGAUCCUCCCAGGCCUGACAGGGAACAGCCAGCAGUCCUAUGUGCUCCAUGCCAUCAGACAGGCCACUCACCGCGGCUACAGAUGUGUGGUCUUCAAUAACAGAGGCGUCGGAGGGGAAGAGUUGCUGACGCCCGUCACCUACUGCGCAGCCAAUACCUCAGACCUCGAGCGUGUGGUACAGCAUGUCAAAGGUCUUUACCCACAUGCCCCUGUGCUUGGUGCUGGGGUGUCUUUGGGAGGCAUGUUACUGUUAAACUACUUGGCCCGUAAGCGCACAGAAACAGGGAUGGUGGCGGGUAUCACCAUCUCAGUACCCUGGGAUGCACAGAAGUCCUCCAAAUCAAUGGAAGAACCACUAAACUGGCUGCUCUUCAACAAACACCUCACAAACGGCUUGUGUCGUGCCGUCACCAGGCACAGGAAGGUUCUGGAGAAAGUGGUGGACAUUGAUUAUGUCCUGAAGGCGCGUACAAUCAGGGAGUUUGACGAACGCUUCACCACUUUGCUCUUUGGUUAUAAAUCUUGUACGGACUAUUACCGCGACGCCAGCCCAGACAGAAAACUCUCCAACACAGCGGUGCCCAUACUGUGUCUCAACGCUGAAGAUGAUCCCUUUUCCCCCCGGAAUGCCUUCCCGUUGACCAUAGUCAGGGAGCUGCCUAACGUUGCUCUGCUGUUGACGGCCCAUGGUGGACACAUUGCCUUCCUGCAGGGUUUGUUUCCCCGUGGUGAGGGAUACAUAGAGCGUCUGUUUGGUCAGUUUGUCCAAGCCGUCUUUGAACACCCGAAGGAGAUCCGGAAAGCCUGUGGCAUUAAGGAGCAGAAGAUGAGAUGAUGGUUUUUUUGUCCUGUGUACCUGGCCUGAUGACUGCUAGCUAUGAAGAAUAUGAUGUCACUGCCAUCAUAGCAAGAAUUCACUUAAAUGCAUUGUUUGACCAUCUGUAUUGUACAGCCUCACUACAGCUGAGCUGAUCUACCUCCUCAUCGUCUCAGGUUCUCUUUUAAUCAGCAGUCGGAGACGGUUUUAAACAGCUGACACCUCAAGAAAUCAUGCAGCCUUUGUUAGUAGAAUAUAAAUUGUUUAACCAUAUUGGUUCUCCUUCACACCAUGCCAGCUUCACAUGGAGUACUAUAGUGUGUGCAGAAAGCACAUAUACACACAUAGUCCCUGUUUGUAAUGAGCGUUUCUAAUUCAAAUAGUUUUUAUGAGGUUAUUUAAGUAGAAAUGAAUUGCAUGUGGAAAUUAGAGCACCUCAUAUGCUAUUUGUAACCUGCUUAAAGGAUCAUACCUCCCCAUAGGCCUGCUUUACAAAACAAAUCACAAAGCACACCUAACUCUGAGGUAAACCUGCAAACUGUUCAUUUGUUAUUAUCUGUCAGUAUCAACCUAAGAACACCCACACAUCUGCCCUGAAGUAAAGUCUAAUGUAAUUGAUAUUUUCAUUAUUUAGGAUUUUAAUUUAAGAAAAAAAAAAACAACAGAAAUCUGUUCAAUGUAAAAGCAUUGUAUGCUUGUAUAUGGUUUUGCUGUAUGUUUGGCUGUGAUGUAAAUUAUGCAGUAUGGCAGCAGCCACUGAGCUGACACUGCCUGACAACCUCUAAGUCUCAGUGUGUUACCUGAGGUAUUUGCACCUGCUGUUAAUAAUUUAAUAGCAAGUAGUUCUGAAUUGAUGCAUGUGUAAUCGGUCCUUUUGCCUAACACACUGUCUGUCGUAUCUACACUGUGACCACUUUCAGUCCACGUGUUAAUUGUAUGAUCUGUAGUUGUAGAAGGGACUUUGGUGUGAAUUCAAUCAUUGAUUUUAAAUCUUUGUACAAAGACCAGGUCAGUGUGUGUGUGUAUGUGAGUACGUGCACCUGUGCCUGUGCAAACUGAAUGUCUUCUAAAAUCAGUCGGGAAUAUGCUGAAUGUUUUAUGUGUGUCACCAAUAGGGCACUGAUGAUGCAGUUUUAUUCUGCCAAUCAUUUAAGUUGUAUGUCACUUUGAACAGGAGCUACAGUUGUGUGACUUGACUUCUGACUGAGACAGAAAGACAUGAAAGUAUUACGAUGAUAGCAGCAAAUGUUGCUGGUUGCUGCCUUGAUGAGUUUAAGCUCUUUGCAAGCACUUGGAUUUAUUUGCUGUGUAUUUUUUUUAAUGGACACAUUUUUUUCCAGUCUCACUUUUCUGUAAGCUGUAACCACAUCUUCGGGCUUUAUGAAGUAUCUAUUUGGUUAUUGAAUAACACUUGAAUUAAAGAAUGACAAUAAUGCAGUU